Molecule: messenger RNA, 6324 nt
Organism: Dicrocoelium dendriticum
Lineage: Eukaryota; Metazoa; Platyhelminthes; Trematoda; Plagiorchiida; Dicrocoeliidae
Source: the annotation of a GenBank genome assembly
AUGGACACAAUCGUUUAUCCUGCUCGUCCGCGCCCCUUCGACUUGAACCUACUGUUAAACAUUAGGCGGCACUCCAGUAAUGAACCGACAAUCCCCAUUGAGUCCGAACCGAUAUUAGAGGACACGCCGGAUGCACUGAAUGAAGAUGUGGACGUAGACUAUUCCGUGCAUCCUCCAGACGUGGGUACAAAUAUUCUAGUGAACGAGUGCGGAUCGGAAGUGGCUUUUGGUGAUGACAUUCUGUCCAAGCAGAAGCGCGUUGUGUGCUCUUUCUCAUCAAAUAGCCCUGAUGAUCCGGACGAAUAUCCUUUCGAUGCGGUGACCUACGGCGAAUCCCCCAACUGCCUCGGGCUCCCAUACAAUGAUCACAGCUACAUCAAAAAUGAAGCACCUUCUACCGUUCACCUGGACGAAAAUCGGUUAUCACUGUUGGCCAAGUUGGCUUUGGCAAAGGAUAGUAAACAGGUCAACGGGUCUGACGUGUUUAACCGCAGGCCGCAGGGGCAGACUGGGUUGGGGCUGAUUAUGUCCAGUGAUGGGCUGACCUCAUCAACUGUGGGUCGAAAGCAGUCCUCAAUCGAUGCCUUUCACGGAGCCACAACCCAAGCUAUACCGGUAAACGCGGUGCCCAUGGCCGCUGUCGUUAACAACGCGGUUGCUCGGACUACAACCCCUCAUCCUUCUGUGAUCACAACAAACUCUCGCCUUUCUGUCGUUGGUGGUCGGGCGUUUGUACUGUCACCUGCACAAGGUGGCACUCCUGGUCCCCCUCUGCAAGUGCAUCGCGUUAGCUCCUCUCUAACGCCCCACAUUGUCCUACGCACCGGGAUUCCCGCACUCCAGAUUAGUACGACCGCCACCCGUGCUUCGAUUUCUGCACCGGUUGCGGAACAAUGCACCACGACUGUGCGGUGUAUUUGUUGCCUAACCCACACCGACGGACCCAUGGUUCAAUGUGAGCAUUGCAGAACUUGGCAGCAUUCGAAAUGCAUCUCUCCAUCCAACGGAACGCGGGUCCCAUCGCCCCACAUAUGUCCGCAAUGCCAGCUACGGCUAUGUACAACCACGACUUCUGCGACCAUCCAGCGACAUAAGUUUCUUACCGUUCCCGCUACUUCAAACUCAAAUAUUCAUACAUCCCGCGCAAGCGAAUUUGACUGUUUAAACAAUUCAGGUCACCUUGUGCUUACAUCUACACCUGGAAACUCCGCGACCCGUCAGUUGCAUGUGUGUCAUCUCCCCAGUUCUGCUGUUAAGAACAUCCUGACACCUGGCCAGAGGAACCAAGCCGAUUUCGCCACUCUCCGUACCACAUGUGAGAUUGAGUCUGGUGGCCCUCGCUAUUUCAACCUUGUCACCCACUCCCCUUCUAUUGCGGCUGCACACCACAAUCAGUCUGUGCGCAGUUCGAAACGGAAGCAGGAUCUAGUGACCCUCUCGGGAGCCUCACAUAGCAUUGGAUUUAAUUGCGUUGCAAAUUCUCCCAACGCGGACGGACUUCUGGACUUGGAAUCCAUCACCAAUUCGACUGAGAUUCAAGCGCCAUCCUACAUCGAAACUACCGUGAAUUUGCAUUCUGCAGAAGGCAAUCAAUCCGCUUCCACCGCUUUUCUUCCGGCAACAUCCACGGUGACUCACUCGUUGCCUAGGACUGAAACUUCGCUUCAUCGCCUUCUCGUGCAUGACAAACCACAACACCUUGGCGGUGGUUGCUACCAGUUAGAUGUCAGCGGUGGAACACAUGCCCUAUCCCCGUCUUCCCCGGUUUCUUUGGACUCGAUACCAUCAUCUCCCUUUUUCGAUACGUACGAAGAUGCGUCCGAUCUACGCUUGUCGGAGAGGUUUUUCCUAAAGUUGGAAAGCUUAUUCCCAUCGCCACGUUCCCCCACGGAUUUCACUGAGCUGGCCGCCUAUCUUAACGGAGAUUCACCCCCGAAACUACCUACACUGAAAAAAUGCCAGGUGGUCAAUUUCGAUUUCAAUCGAAAGGGUCUGGUCGCUUCGGAUGACCUCUGUCCUCGUGAGCCGGUGAUCGAGUAUCGAGGUCUUUGUAUGCUCAUGUCUGAAUAUAGCGAGUUGUACGACUAUCGCAGACACUACAAUCCAUUCGUUUUGUUUUACAAAAAUUGGUCGAAAGUGGCCCUCUGCAUAGACGCUCGCAAAUUUGGAAACGAAGCGCGCUUCAUCCGUCGGUCGUGCACACCGAAUUGUGAGGUUCGACAUUUUGUAACGGUUUAUCACAAUCCACAGUCUGGUCCCACUCCACGGAUUCGUCUAGUAAUUUUCGCCACACGCCCCAUCUCUCGUUCGACGGAACUGACGUUGCCGUUUGAUUUCGACUACACCACUUGUCGGUACUUGGUCAAAUGCGCGUGUGCACGCAAAGCAUGCCCGAUUGCCCGUUGGUUUCGUCAAGCCAGCGCCAUGGACGGAGGCGACUCCCGAAGUCCCGCAGCUUCGCUUCUCUAUUCCCGCAACCUUCCAUUGACUCCCCGUGGAUCUGGACCCGGGUCACGUCCUCGUGGAUUUGGGACUGCGAUACAAGACAACUAUUCGGACAUACUUGCUGAUGAUUGCGAUCGAAUGGACCAUCUUGAAUCACCCGGUUGGAUGGAUUGUCGUCUGGAUGUGGAGGGCGCUCGUUCUCUGAAGAUUCGCCCACAUCGGACUUUCAAACGUCUUUCACGACUCAAUGGUUCGGACACUAAGGACAACAACAAUCUGCUCAAACCGAUCCGUCAUUUUGACUCAGCCCGCACCAUCGCCAAUGGCCAUAAGGCCACAUUGUGUGGUGGCCGAUCAAAAGCUCCAAUCAAGAAUAAGGCGCCCACGCGUCGCGGCCGUCCUCCUGGAAAAAGUAAUCAGUUGAACUCGGUCCUACCCACCUCAGGUUUGCACCAAGCCCGUGUUCGACGAAGCUCGGUGGCUAGCUCAAAGGCAUCUGAAGAAACUGAUGCUUGUUCUCACGAUUUAGAUGAUCUGAUGAGAACUCAGAAUGAUAUGGUUGGUUCUUCCGGUGAGGAUGCCGCUCCAGUUGCACAGCCUCCAUCUGGUCAAUAUUCGCGGAGUGCAGGCCAGCGUAACCGCCGUUUCUCGACUACUACCACCGAUCCCGGCGAUGUUGGCGAUUUUACCUCAGACACAGGAUUAUCCAGUCCCUUCUCGGGAUCACGUGCUUCUCCCGACCGAAAGAUGAAUGAUGCUAAUCUCACUGGCUGCUUCAAACAAUCCAACUCAUUGGAUGGAAAUGAGCUUUCUGUAAAAACGCAGCCGUCAUCCGAUACACCGGAUCACCUAACAUCAAGCAAAUCCAGCAAAUCAUCGUUUUCCACGAAUGUGGAACGUAGUAAACCACGUUCCGACAAAGAAUCUCACGCCUCUCCCACUCGCAAACCUCCACCUCAGAAGCAAGAGGAUGAGAGAAAGAAAUCGCGUGAGGAUUUGUGGAUGGCAGAGGUACUUCGUCGUAUCGAACGAAUGGAGAAAAAACGGCAACAAAAGCAACGCCAAUCCUUGUCUGAAUGUGGCGUCGUUUCUCCAAAUUCUUCGGCUUCCUCCAAGCAAAUAUAUGAAUCAAACCCGGUGGAAGGGGCACAUUCGAAUGACGCUUCGCUUUCAAUCUCGGCGCCUAAUGUCGAAGAUGUUGGUCCCACCAGCAUGUUCUCAGGUGAGGCAACUUCGGACGCCAACGUCAAUGGGACUCACCACAAGGACUCCAACCAUUUCGACGGUGCCGACGUGAAGUCGGAUACGGAUUCUGUCACAAUGCAUCCGGCAGAAGUGAUUUCUUCCGCUGAUGGUACUACUCUUGCUGAGAGUCACGUUGAUGACUCGCAUUUGAAUUUCAAAUUUGAGAAUACUCCAGAUUCCGUCGGACAUACCUCACCUACAACGACACAACGAGUGCGAUCUACUCCAAAACGGCCGUCUAAUUGUUCCCGUAAGAGCGCAACUCUUCAUCAGCCUUCCGCCGCGAAAUGUAAUCGCCGCCGUUCGCAAGCCGCCCUGCUGUCUGACGGACUCAGUGAUAGCGUUGGCAGUGACCAUCACGAUACCAGAGAAGAGCGGUGGCUCAAAUCACAGUUGCGGCGCAUCGCAGAACUAGAGGUGCGCUCGGCUAACCAACAAUUGGCGACUGGUACUUUGACGGAAAGUGGUUCAGCUACCACUGACCAUCGAUCUCCCACAUGUGUUGGUUCUCCCGAUGCGACUGCUACUGCUCUCAAGGACGUUUCAUUCGACGACGGACACAUGGAUUCCGGAUACUGUAACUCAGGUGAUUCGCCCCGCGUUACCAAACAGGGUGUCGACACUUCCAGGCUGCAUUCAUCUCCAACUGUUGUGACUCGUAGCAAACGUCGUCGUGCACCUGCGGCACCUUCAUCACAUACCGAACCUGGCGCCACAAGCGUCACAUCUGAUACGGCACAGGUUAGCGUCGCUGCAUCCUCAUUAGUAGGAUUCAAGUCGGGUGAAAAUUGCAACCCUAAUCAUUCCCCAAAUUCAGCCGACGCAGCGGCCGAUUGCGAGCUAAUCGUUUAUCGCCCCCGCGAAAUGGACCCAAUGGCCAAAUUCAGCAGAAGUCGCUCUGUAGAAAUGUCUGCGCUGACACCGGUCCACAACUCUCAGGAGGACACGCCACCGUCGUUUUCGGUCGACCUGGAUUGCACCACCAAUGUCACCGCCUCUGUAGCAACUCCAACUUCUUCACGCACAACGGCGUCGAUGCACUCCACACUACGGCCUACAAAGAAACGGUGGUUGAGCCAGAAAGCGACUGUCAAACAACCAUCGGAGGAGCCACAGCCACACGAAAUGCGCAAGGUGCGCGUCUCCCUUUCCGAAUACCGUCGCCGCCGAGGCUUGUCUUCCAGCUCGUCAUCUGCAGUUGGCAAAUCGGAAAAUGGGCCGGAACAACAACAACGACUGCCAGUGAAGGGAUCAGUCAAACCGGAACUCAAUCUGCCUCACCAGCUUCCUGCUAGUCCCACCCGACUGUUGGACGAAAUACCACGAUUGUAUCAACAGUUCCAGUUACCAGACAAGCAUUUGACAUCAUCACAUGACAGCCGCCAGUUGGUUUCCGCCACCGCCACCUUCACAGACAAUGUGACUGGUCUCGUACCAAUGGGACGACCUGAUGCGACGGCUAACAAGGGGAUCAUUCUAGGGAGUGAGGUCCAUUCGGAGGAACGUGGCCCACACACUCCUAGCGAGCCGCUGGAUGACGAUGAUACGGAAGGCACCAACACAGUGUACGUGCGCCGUAGUAGCAAGUCCAGUUCGGACACUGUCCCUGAGACGGCGGAAAUUCCCAGUGGGCAACACCCAAGCCGUUUCACUUCUCUGCGGUUAGAAAUUCCGGCUGAUGAGCACUCGGUAGCGAACACAUGCAGCCCUGAAUUGCUCUCGUCCGGUUCGAAGAAAGAUCACAAUGAUACUGGCAUUCGUCCUGGAAAAGAUGACACAUCAUCCAUUUCUGUUCGGCUCGCUGACACCACUAGAUGUCGCGGUCUCUCGCGAAAAGGAGACUUUGACGUGCAAAGACGUCCUGCGUCACUGUCCGCCGUUCCGCCUCCACCACCACUCCCUGCCUCUGCAGAGAACCAGCUGGUCGACUACGCACACCGCCGUCGUUCUGAACCUGCUCCUCUACGUCAACCUACCUACUCCGCAUCGGAGCCUACAUAUUCGAAGCCGCGUUCGAAGCGGACCUCCUUGGACUAUUUUAUCAGACGGGAUCAAGAGAUACGCCAGUGGCAAGAGACACGAUCCUUUGAAAGGGAACAUAGGCGGUCCCUGCCUAAGCAUCAUUAUCAUUAUGGGACGCCGCAUCCAGUGCCUGCUAGCUUCCAUACCUCGUCACACCAUCAUCGUACAUUUGUCUCACACCGGUCCGCAAGCUUCCGCGACGCAUUUGAACGAUCUCGACUCCCCGAUGUUGAGCUUACUCUCGACCGCUUACACGAUUGUCUCCGUUCACAGUUAGAUCGUACCAAACAGGCUCUCACUCCGCAGAGCACCACACCGACUGCCGAUUGUUGGACGCCAUCAGGUCCCCGCGGAGGCGGCGGAUCAACGAGCGAUUUUUUCGCGGCUUCCGAUCACGGCGCUCAUCGUUACUCCGGUUACUUGAUACUGCUUCUCACUGGAUCACACUCCACUCUUGUCCGGCGAAUUUACAAUAUCUCCUCAGUGAGAUCAGUACCCAACACAGUGUUUUAUUGUCUGUUCAUCCACUUUAACCCGAGCAUUUUUGUACAGCUUACUCAUUACUCCUCAUCGCAUUCCAUCAACAUCGUUACUCCCCGUCGUGCUAUUUAA